GCAGUAGGCUCGUGCCACACCAAUCUGUCCUGCAGAGAGAUUCCGUCCUGCAGAUAGAUUCCAUCCUGCCUCAGGUGAUAUAUGCUUCCUCUGACGACACCAUCAAACUCUGGGCCUUCGAGUCCCGCCUGCUCCUCGCCUCGUUCAAUAUUCUGUGUAUCUACCACGUUAACCUCUCACCUGACUCGCGCCAGCUAGUUUACAUGCAUGGGUCGGAUGUCCGGAUAUUCCAGGAUCGAAAUAUUCUGAGAUGAUCGCCGUACUGAUCGCAGGUCCAAACCCCGUCCUCAAACGCCGGUAAUCCGAUAAACGAGACCUCCUCAACGAUCGAACCCCCAUUCCCCUCACAAGCUCCCCCAUCAGACGACGUACAUGCCUUACCUAAACUCCUCUAUCGAUCCAACCAGCCUUGGUUUCCUCGCUAUUCUCCUCGGAGGUAGCAGAGCACACUGCCUUCAAGUUCAAUCCUUCCCUGAAGAGGUCGAUAGAGACUGGGAUGGUCUAGGCAUCCUUCAAUCCAGAAGCAACAUCGAGAGACUUAUCGUCAAUGACAAGCUUCGCGCAAGUCUCUGUUCCCUCCUUCAUAUAGUGAACGAAGAAGCCCCGGGAGAUUCCUGGACGGUGAUUACUCCCUGCUGCCUUCCAUUCGUAUACGCUAAUUACCCACAGGAUCUCGUUGAUAACGAUGUGGAAAAAGACACCUGGGAUGUUAUACGCUUCUCUGGUCGCGCCGCGGAUGGUUCUAAACGUACUAUCAAACUCUGGAGUCUGGAUCACAUCCUUCAGGCGUUAAACGAUCCUGCCCCACAUCUCAUCAAGGUUGCUUCGUUCCGAAAUGUGCCUUGCUGUCCUCGUUUCCAUUCGAGAUUGGGAUGGACAGCCCUGGUUCAUCAAUCUCGGCGUGUAGCAGGGGGUUUAUCCAUAUUACAAGAUCGAGAUAUCCUCCUGUUGAAGGACCCAUCGACAACGACAAAGUCUCUUCGGUAUGCAGUCUUGGGAGUCACCUGCGAUUUGCUCCUCACAUCGGUCCUGCUGUUUCAUACCUCCUCUCACCGAUUUCUCGACCCCCCACGUAGUCGACUUCUAGUGAAGUGGCUUGGUCAAGACCUUCUCCUUAAUCCCGACGCUCUAGACGAAGCAAUCAAAUCUAUCUAUAAGUCGGAGACGUAUUAUCUUACUCUUCGUGAAAAUUUGGAGAAUGAGAUGCGUCGGUUAAUUUGUCUCGGCGCAGGUGUCUCGCAAAAGUCGGAUUCCGAGACCGAUGACGAAACCUCUAUGCAGAUAUCGGGAACAUUGUUGGUUCUGGGUGAACAUAAUGACAUACAAGGACCCUACAACCGAUUCCUAUUCGAAGCCCCUCCUACUUUCAUCCAAUCGAAUGACAACACUCCCCUUAUUCCCGUUGUCACCAACCCACCGGACCUAGGUUCCGGAGAAUUCGAGUUUACUUCCGAGGAGCUGACGAAUCCCAGCCCCUUCUCUUCGAAUUCACAAUCAUACUUCACGCAUAUUAGGACAAAAGGCGGUACUGAAUGGACAAAUGCCUUCGUCAAAGUGUCAUCGGCGGCUUCUAUAAAAUGGGAGCGCAAGAUGCUGCCUGUAAUAAGCACUCGUAUCUCCCCUGGCAUGCUUCCAAAUCUCUUGGCAUACAAUGCCGAUCUCAAUUCACUUGUUAUGACCAGACUUCCUGGGAAACCCUUGAAUGACUUCCGUCUUGAAUAUGCGAGGACGAGGAAUUGUGAAGAUUUAACUUUCAGGUCUUCGCGAGAUGCCCUUCGCUGGUUUGUGGAUAUAGAGAUUCGUCGUGCGUAUGAAUAUGGCUUGCUGUACUCAGCCGGCAAGGAGUUGGCCGACGCUCCAGAAGGACUAGACUCUCCAAUACACAAGUUCUAUUACGACCGUCUUCACAAUGAUGUCAGAUUCACUAAACAUUACUACCCAACCACCCCCGGGUUCAGCGGAGACAACGCAGUACAGUUUGAUGAUUUCAUCGCUCUUCCUUGGAAAAUCGAUGGCGUGGAGUAUCCCCCACUUCAGGAGUCCUUCAGGAAGGCAGAACGGAUUCUCGAUCCUCAUGGUCAAGUUUUACCAAAACUGUGGGCCUGUUUGGGACUAGGAGAUGGUCACGGAGGAAACGUGAUGAUUUCGCCGAAGAAACAGGAUCCAGCGAUUUAUUUCAUAGAUUACGAAGCUGCCGGGCAUCAUAGUCCUUUCUUAGAUAUCGCGAAACCGCUUUACCUCGACGGGUUCUUCCCCAUUAUGUAUCACGAUAUCACUUCCACAUCCUCCGACCCCACUUCUGAACGCGCUCCGGUUUCGUGGAGGAUUGAUGACGGCAAGGUUUGCAUCGACUUGGAUGCACCGCUGAGUGAUCUGGACAAAGUCAUAUGUUUCAUGAAGUUGGAAUAUACCCUUAAACCGCUUCUCGAGUACACUGCCUGGAAUUUGGAAGAGCAGAUGGAGUCUGCCGGUAACGUUUUGUCAGCCGCUCUGUUAUGCUGCGCGCUCUUGACGAGAGACUUCUCCCGGCACCCCGAUUCGUUCUUCUUGAACUGUGCUGUUGGUAUCUUGCUGUAUAACGACCUAAAAGGCUCACUUAAACGGUUCUGUGGGUGGGAUAAUUGGCCUUGCGUCGUGGAGACAUCUAUCAAUGACAAAGAACUAGCAUCAUUCGGUGGUGGAGGCUUCUCUCUCACACCCGAGCAGUUCGAUACUCAGCUCUUCAGCAUUUUAUUCAAUAAAGUCGACCUUGAACCGGAUUCGGUAUUCCUUAAACGGUUAGAUGACACGCUGCGUUUGCAUAAGAAGUUCUCGAAGGAUUCCAACGAGUCCCCGGCUGUUGUCGUUCGAAGAAUAGGUGAUGCGCGGAGAACGGGAAUUAGGGUUGCCCCACAUACUUGUAUCCGUGAAAGCAUCUUUGCGGAGCCCAGAAUUGAUCAUCACUUUCAGUAUCAGGAGGUGCAGGAGACCCGCCGCUCACGUCCAUACAGAAUGACUUUGGUUGAUCUUGGAUGUUGUAUGGGAACUGAUCUAAGGAAGUUGGUCGUGGAUGGUUUCCCAGUACUGGACAUCAUGGGGCUCGAUAUUGAGAACCGAUUCUUUGACAUCGGGCAUCUCAUGUACAACGAAGGGGACACACCUUCCAUCAAGUUUAAGCAGACCGAUGCCCUUGAUCCUCUAUUCUGUGAACGCAACGCCAGUUUGGAAAGCAAGUUCGAUUUUGUGCACUCAGCAAAUGUCGUACAUCUCUUCCAGACUGAGGGGCAACUAGCAUUCAUACGGUCAAUGGCCUUUCUAGCUAAACCUGGUGGACUUAUGUGGGGUCGUCAAGUCGGGUUGGCUAAUGGACCAGAUGGUGCGAAGUACAAGCACGAAGAAGGAAAGGGUACUCGGUUCACAGCUGGCGAGUUUAAGGAGCUCAUCUUGGAUGCUACGGGAUGGCGUGAAGAGGAUAUCACAUAUCGCUCUGAGUUGGUCGCGUACAGCGAGCUACGAAUGGCGAAGCCUGACAAGAAUUGGGUGCUACAGUGGUCAAUGAGGGUGCCCUUCGAUAAAACGCCGGGAGCUCGUCGAAUUACUGAGUUGGUUGAAUAAAUAAUCGGACGAGAUCAUUAAA
Suillus plorans is the source of this 3616-nucleotide messenger RNA. RefSeq lists its product as uncharacterized. Bases 373 to 3594 code for a protein of 1073 amino acids. The record is from RefSeq and is a predicted model, not a curated record. The transcript has 5 exons. NCBI's taxonomy places the organism in Eukaryota, Fungi, Basidiomycota, Agaricomycetes, Boletales, Suillaceae.